This is a messenger RNA of Zingiber officinale, 336 nucleotides long. RefSeq names its product jacalin-related lectin 3-like. The transcript has 2 exons. Bases 1 to 336 code for a protein of 111 amino acids. The record is from RefSeq and is a predicted model, not a curated record. Gene Ontology annotation, molecular function: carbohydrate binding. Lineage: Eukaryota; Viridiplantae; Streptophyta; Magnoliopsida; Zingiberales; Zingiberaceae.
AUGACCAUCGUCGACAGUUUGGAGAUCUCCUACGUUGUUCACGGGAAUGAAGUCAAAACACACCGAAUAGGCGGCAGUGGUGGUCAAUCCCACGAGUUCAAACUACUUCCUGUUGAAUAUAUCAACUCAGUGGUUGGGUCCGUCAAAACUUUUCGUGGAGAAACUUGUAUUGCUAAGCUCGAAUUUAAGACCAACUUGGGGAAGAAGUAUGGACCUUUAGGGAAAGGAGGUGGCAUUGAGUUCACUGUUCCAGUCGUGGAGGGUCAAAUUGUUGGAUUCUUUGGCCAAUCCGGAAGUUUUCUAAAUGGGAUCGGAGUCUAUUUGGCUCCUAAUUAA